CAUAAGCUCCACAGAGAGCAGAGAUAGACUGGGACUACGAUCAUCACAUUCUUUUACUCUGAUCUGAUGAAACACAAUCUGGUUCUCCAUGCCUUUGGGAGUCACCCCCAGCCCGCUGUGAUGCCCGUUGACCUUGCCAUGUAUCUGAGCCUGAGUCAGCGCCAGCCUCUUUAUCAGCUGCUGUCCAUGUCUCCUCUGAAACCCACACAACGUUAUUGUCAGCCAACUAACUGUCUGCCGAGGACCGGCCGUCAGUCUCCACAUCACUCCUCCUCAUCACUGCCCUCGUCCCCUGUGCCCUUAGAGUGCCCUCGGAGCUGUUUCCACAGGGACAGCAGCAGUGUGCACAAAAAGCGUGUGGUGUUUGCAGACACAAAGGGAUUGGCGCUCACUGCUGUGCGCCUGUUCAUCCCUGAGCCCUCUUCUCCUCCUUCUACUCUGGUGAUGAAACCCUCACCAGCCAUACUGCAGGGCCAACAGUCAACUUCAAACAAACUGCAGCGCUACAAGUUCCGGCUUGGUUUUCCUCAGCCAAUGCUGGACUUAAAAGCCUUCCUUGCACGUCUGAGAGAGAUGCAUGUACAGCUGGAAAGCUGCAGCAUUUCAGAACACUCCCUGAGUGGCAAAGUAUGUGUCUCCCAUGUGAGUAAUGAGAAGGCUGUACAUAUAAGGGUGACCUUUGACUCUUGGCGGAGCCAUCAUGACAUCCCCUGCACAUUUCUGCAGCAGCAACACUGUGGGGGUUUUGAUAUGGGUGUUUUUGCCUUUGACUUAAGCUUACCCCAGAACAUAGAUCCAAAGGAACACAUUGAGUUUUGUGUGUCCUACAGACCGGGACCUGGCGCAGCGCCCCACUGGGACGAUAACAGAGGGCAGAAUUACAGGGUGUGCAUGGAAAAAGAUGGAUCAGAUGCUAAUCAAAGCAACACCAACCGCUAUUACCCCACACUCUCCAAACAUCGGUCACCAUCUUGGCCUUCACAUGUGUCCCUCAGCAUGCAGGACUCUGCUGAUCUGCACUAUCUUCAGAGGAAUUUAUCAAGCAGAGUGAGAGCAGAGUGGAAAAGUCUGUGUUCAGCUAGGUAGACAAGUGAAAUCAACACUCAACAGAGCUACGAAGAUAUGUAAAUAAUGUGAAUAUAUAACAAAUAUUUAAGAGAGUGAGUGCUUUUAGGGAUCUAUAAACUUUCGGAAAUCUCAGUGUUGGAUGGUCUAAAGCCUAUUGUUUCAAAAACAGCUCACCCACUUGAGCUGAACUACCCUACUGAAAUGUGAAUGCUACAUAUUUCAUUAAUGUUCUGAUUAAAUCCAUU
Messenger RNA from Toxotes jaculatrix (banded archerfish), 1313 nucleotides. RefSeq lists its product as uncharacterized. Lineage: Eukaryota; Metazoa; Chordata; Actinopteri; Toxotidae. The coding region runs from base 67 to 1086 and encodes 339 amino acids. The record is from RefSeq and is a predicted model, not a curated record. Gene Ontology annotation, biological process: regulation of glycogen biosynthetic process. Gene Ontology annotation, cellular component: protein phosphatase type 1 complex. The transcript has 2 exons. Gene Ontology annotation, molecular function: glycogen binding; protein phosphatase 1 binding.